Molecule: messenger RNA, 4114 nt
Organism: Formica exsecta
Lineage: Eukaryota; Metazoa; Arthropoda; Insecta; Hymenoptera; Formicidae
Gene: Src64B
Product: tyrosine-protein kinase Src64B
Exons: 7
Coding region: 833-2458 (541 amino acids)
Biological process (GO): innate immune response; cell surface receptor protein tyrosine kinase signaling pathway; cell differentiation
Cellular component (GO): extrinsic component of cytoplasmic side of plasma membrane
Molecular function (GO): non-membrane spanning protein tyrosine kinase activity; ATP binding; signaling receptor binding
Source: RefSeq, a predicted model, not a curated record
CUACCUAUCGUUUGCAGCACUCGCGAGCAUGGUCUGUCUUCGUUUAACUUUCAGUGAACGACACGAACGAAAUAAUCUCACGAGUGUUGCGAAUGUCAAGUGGAACGUGCUUCUAGUGAACUUGCCAUACGCUGUGGCGCGGAGAAGGAGAGAGGGAGAAAACGAGAGAGCGAGAGAGAGGGCCAACGAACGUCGCUUAUUGGUCGAGGUCGCGCGGUGGGGAGAUGAGCGUCGCGCGAUGGUGGGGGAAGCGACGUAAGGAGCAGUGCGCCAUAUCGUCGCCGGCCAGUUGCGCAGGAGCACUCGUGGGUAGCGCGCGAGCGCGGGUGAAGGUAAAUUUUUCUCCCCCUUUUCCCUCCGAUAAGAUGAACGGCGCGCGAUAACUCGUCAGUUCGUGUUCCGUGUACGGGGUGCAUUUGGUCGCGCGAUGCGAUGCGCCGUGUGAGCGCCGGUUUUGUGAUCGCGAGAGAGACGACGACGACGACAACGGCGUGCCGCCCGAUGCCGGCGGAGGACGAUCAUUAAAGUCCCGUGUGUCCUGUCCGACGUUUGCCGCCUGACGUGGAUUACUUGAAGAGAGCGGUCGACAAGUGCGAGGGAGAGAUACGCGUGGAGAAGUGCGAGAGAACGGCGGACGACACGGUGGCGGAGUGGCAGGUCUGAUAAUACGGCGAUGGAUGGACUGGCGAGAGGAUUCUGAGAGUUCGUAGCGAUACAUCACGUCGCAGGCCAUCCGGGCCGAGUUUCACCGGACGAUGGAGGUUUGUCCUGCAAAUGGAUCCAGGAUAGAAGGUGCGUAGGACCCGCGCAGAGAUCAGGAACGAGAUCCAGGAUGGGGAAGUGUUGCAGUAAACGGCAAGAGCCUCAACCAAUCGGUUAUAAGAAGGCAGAGACGGGACUCAGCUCAAAGCACAGCAAUGGAGGUUCCUUGGACCGAUACACCGCCGACCCAAAUCAGAGAGGCGUGCAAGCUCGGGCGGAUAUCAUCCGACCGAGGCCGACACCCUGUAAGCUACAGAUAUCGCAUCAACAACCCCGUAAAACGAAUCCGCCUGUUAAAUCUGCAUCACACUCACAAAGAACCAACAAGAUCGUGGUGGCCCUGUACAAUUACACGGCGCGGGAAAGCACCGACGUUAGUUUUAUGAAAGGUGACCGAAUGGAGGUCCUCGAUGAUUCCGAACCAGACUGGUGGAGAGUAUUGCACUUGACGACCCUACAGGAAGGCCUGAUUCCUUGGAACUUUGUGGCUGUCGAGCGGUCGGUCGAGAGCGAAGACUGGUUUUUCGAAAAUGUGUCGCGCAAGGAGGCGGGCAAGCUGCUGCUGGUCGACGAGAAUCCUCGCGGUACGUUCUUGGUGAGGCCGAGCGAGCACAAUCCCCGGGGUUACAGUUUGUCGGUAAAGGACUGGGAGGAAGGAAGGGGCCAUCACGUGAAACAUUAUAAGAUUAAGCCGCUCGACAAUGGCGGCUUCUUUAUCGCCACCAAUCAAACCUUCUCCAGCUUACCGGCUCUCGUUAUGGCAUACAGCAAAAACGCAUUGGGUCUUUGUCACGUACUGUCGAAACCCUGUCCGAAACCACAGCCGGACAUGUGGGAUCUCGGACCCGAGUUACGAGACAAAUGGGAGAUCAACAGGAACGAGAUACAGCUGAUCUCGGAACUGGGUAACGGCAAUUUUGGCAAGGUUUAUUACGGCAAGUGGCGAAACAAGAUCGAAGUGGCAGUGAAGACAUUACGUCCGGGGACUAUGUCGACCGAGGCGUUUUUGCAAGAGGCUGCCAUAAUGAAGCAGUUCCGACAUAGGCACCUGGUCGCGUUGUACGCGGUCUGCUCAAAGGAGGAGCCCAUCUACAUCGUGCAGGAAUACAUGUGCAACGGUAGCUUAUUGGAUUUCCUUCGAAAAGGAGACGGCAAGUACAUGCAGUUUGAGGAUUUGAUAUACAUCGCGGCUCAGGUGGCCUCCGGUAUGGAGUAUCUUGAGAGCAAGCAGCUCAUACACAGGGAUCUCGCGGCGAGAAACGUGCUGAUCGGCGAGAAAAACAAGGCAAAGAUUUGCGACUUUGGUCUCGCCAGGGUGAUCGAGGACGACGAGUACUGUCCUAAACAAGGUAGUAGAUUCCCCGUCAAGUGGACCGCGCCAGAAGCCAUUGUCUACGGUAGGUUCAGCAUCAAGAGCGAUGUCUGGUCGUACGGAAUCUUGCUGAUGGAGCUUUUCACUUACGGACAAGUUCCUUAUCCCGGUAUGCACGGCCGCGAAGUGAUCGAGCAAGUGGACAAGGGCUACCGUAUGCCGAAACCAUUAAACCAUCCGCUACCUGACAGCAUCUAUCGAUUGAUGCUACAGUGCUGGGAUGCCAGUCCUGAGAAACGACCCACGUUCGAGUUCCUCAAUCACUAUUUCGAAUCGUUUAAUGUCACUAGCGAAAUACCGUAUCUCGAACCGCCGACGGACUGAUAUACAGCCCAUCAAUAUAUGCAAAACCAUCUACCGCCGCACGGUCACUUUCAUCCAGCCCACAUCAAUUGUGCCAUGGAAUUUUAUGGUAUUUACUGCUAAGUAAAUUAUUUAGCGCGUAUCUCGUUGCCCUUACUAAAAACUUCGCGCAUUGGCUGUAUCGUUCUCGCAGAGAGAAAAGACUAGUGGGAGAACCUCCCUCGCAAUACCACCCCGCAUCGUUGUCGCGAGUGGCAUUUUUUCGACUGCGAAAUUUUUCUACCGACAGAAUUUUUGCGACCAAUCCUUACGAAAAACAGUGCCGCAAACUCACUAAACUAUCACUGUCAAAUGCUGCCGAAAAUUCGAUCCCCUUCUCUCCUUCCUCCCUUGUCCUUUACGUGUCCUUAGUGUUAACGUUAACACCGAAAACGUCAAAUGGAUUGUAAGUUGAGUAUGCUACGGUAUUUUUGUACCGUUUGCAGGAAUGAAUUGAAGAAAUUAAAGAUUCUAAUCUUUACGACCAAUCAGGCUUUAACCAUAAUACUUAGAAACGAAAAAUGCAAUCUUAAGAUCGCGGGAGCACUGGCGAAACCUGCCCCCUUUUCUUCCUCUCGGAAACCUGCAAUGACUUACUUAAACAUGUUUUCAUACUAUUGACGAUGAGCAACCACAAUAAAGACACUAGCAAUGCCGGUAAAUUUAAACGGUAUUAGAGAGUAACGUGAUAUAUAAGUUUGCAGAUGAAAUUCGAAAUUAUAGAUUAUACAAUAUAAUCGUAUGUUAGUGUGUAUGAUUACGAGAUAUAUAUAGAGUGAAAAAGAGUGUAUGCGCGCGCGCGUGUGUGUAUGUAUUUGCGCGUAUUGUGAACGUGACUUUUCGUACGAGAGUACAUUGUAUUUACAUUUUAUUGAUCUCGGAUCAUCCGAUUCAUCGCGGUUAUAUCCGAAUUUUCCUAAAAUCCAAUUUUUGGAUAUAUAGUCCUCGAGAAAAGUUUUGGUAUUACAUACACAUACUGUUUAUGAUGAAACUCAAUCAUGAGUGCAUAAUUUUCAAUCGAGGGCUGAAUACGCUCUGACAGAUGUAAAAUUAGAUAUAAAGGAUAUCUAUGAAUUUUUCAUGUAGUUUGUCCAUCGAGAGGAACUCGAAAAAAAGAGUAUUUUCAAAUGGAAUGGUUAUUGCACACAGCUGCGCGGAGCUUUAUUUUCGAAACGAUAUUAACGUUCGACGAUUUAUUCCUCCUAAGUGUUAAGAAUCGUGUAUACGAAUUUAUACGUACGCUUGCCUGUUAUUGCUACGCAAUAAUUUCAUUUUGAUUGUAAAAAAUACACGCGAAUCAGCACGAUACGUAUCACUUUGACGAAAGUCUCGAUGUUUUAUUGCAUGAAAACGACUUGUUCGCUUGAGAGUCUCUUCGACAGCGAUUCCCGGUGACAAACACUUUCGAACAUGCACAAAAAAAUGUGUCUGCCAAAAAUUAAUUAGAUCUACUAGCUUUUUACUGAUUUUUUUGGCGCAAUACAUUGAUGCAUUUAAUAUCGUCGUUUCUAAACGUAUAAGUUGUCUCAAGUAUGCACGAAUAUAUGUCUCCGAGCCUGAUUCAAGCAUUCUGCGAAAGCGCAGUAAAUACCUCGCACAAAUUGGCAUUGUUAUUUUUUUUCAUUUCGACAGUCGCUG